UCACGUGACUCCGCCUCGACCAAUGGCAGCGGCGCUUGCAUGUUUUGCUGGGCUUUUCUCGGAGACAGACGAACGGCUGGGAUGUUUUCAAAAGCAGCGAUGAACGUCACGCAGCCGUAGGCUACGGUUAACGUACGACAUUUAGAAGAAUAACUGUCAAAAUAGCUCGAUAUUCGCCAUUGACGUAACGUGGAUGAGUCAGUGGGAACGUGCGACCCGAUUUACAGGUGCAUGAUGAGCCGACUGUGCAGUAGGCGUCUAAGCUAGUAAGGUGCCGCACCAUGGCCAAACCUGGGGGUGACCGAGAUGGAGCCAUGGUGGAUAAGCAGGCGGGGAAGAAGUGCAAAGACAAGCUGUCGCCUUUCACCAAAACUCCGAAGUUGGACCGGAGUGAGUUGCUGGGGAAGGAAGGGAAAGCCAAGUCUUCCAUGAAGCGCAAGCUUUCCUUCACUACAAGUCCACCCCGGACCGAGGAGCGAGACUCGGAUACUGAUGACUCAGACCCAGGCCAGUCGAGUGAGACCUGGGGAGAGAGAUUAGUGCCUCCCUGCAGGAUAUACGCAGAUAAAGAUGGACCAGAUAAAAAGAAGAUGAAGAAGGAGGCUGGGAGCAAAAAGUCCCAGUCAUCAAACCUUUUAUUUGGGUAUCCGCUGUCGGAGCGCAAACAGAUGGCUCUUCUCAUGCAGAUGACUGCCAACAGUCCAGACUCGACGCCCAGCCACCCCUCCCAGACGACCCCUGUGCAGAAGAAAGUCCCCAGCAGCGCCUCGUCCCGGCAGAAGGACAAAGUCAACAAGAGGAACGAGCGCGGUGAGACCCCCCUCCACAUGGCGGCAAUCCGAGGAGACGCCAAGCAAGUCAAAGAGCUCAUUAGCCUGGGAGCUGAUGUCAACGUCAAAGACUUUGCAGGUUGGACUCCUCUUCACGAAGCCUGUAAUCUGGGUUACUACGAUGUGGCGAAGGUUUUGAUCGCAGCAGGUGCGGAGGUGAACACGCAGGGUCUGGACGACGACACGCCGCUUCACGACGCUUCCAGCAGCGGACACAAAGACAUUGUAAAGCUUCUCCUUCGUCACGGCGGUAACGCCUUCCAAGCUAACAAGCGUGGCGAGCGGCCGGUGGACGUGGCGGACUCUCAGGAGCUGGAACAACUUCUUAAAGGCGAGGUGGCCAUGUCGGAUCAAGAUGAAACCUCUUCAGAAUCUGAAGACCCCCCGUCUGUCAACCCCUCCAGCGUGGACGACAACAUAGAGGACACCGACACUGAAAAAGACUCGGAUGGCAAAACGGCCACAAAGACGUCGGGCAUGGACGAGUACGAGUUCAAGGACGACGAGGAGGAGGAGGAUCUGAGCAAAGCCCUGAACGACAGACACAUCCCCAGGAGGGAGCUGCGGCAGAGAGAAAAGGAGGACAAAGACAGGAACCAUGUGGCGGCAAAGCAAAACAAGGGCGACUCUUCCUCCAAGUCCAAAAAGCAGAAAACGCCUCAAGUGCACUGCAGCUCCGACACCUCCAGCGACGAAAUGGAGAGCGUGUCCGAAAAAAGGAGCUCGCCCACCUGCUCUCAGAGCUCGGAGAGCCACAAGCCAGACGGGAGGCUGAAAAAAGACGUCGCGGAUCAAAAGGACAAGGGCAAAGUGAAGAGGAAGAGCAAAAGCCAGAUCAAAAACAAGGAGAACCAGGAGGACGGGAAAGAGAACAGCAAAGCUUUGGUUCUCUCUCUCGCCACCGUGUCAGAGAACACGGAAAAGUGUCGGGAGGAGGACUCCUUCAAGAUGUCCUUCAGCCCGAAAGACGACUCGUCUGUCCACCUCUUCCACUUGUCGUCCAUCAAGGCCCCGAAGCUGAACCACAGCUUGGCAGAUAAACAGAGUCCACUCAAACAGGAAAAUACUAAGAUCUCCAUCUCUGACAGCUCGUGUCCUUUGGACAAAUACAAUCACUACUCUGAUGGUGAUUACUGCACUGAGAGCUCCAGCACCAAGGGCUGCAAACACCGGGAAAAGAGUAAACACCAGCAGAAAGACUUGGGCCUGGACGGAGACGACGGACACUCGAGUCCCUACAAAGACAGCAGCAUAGGAAACAGCUUGGACGGCAGCGAGGGCACCUUACGGAAGACAGAUUUAGACGGCAAAGUAGUGAAGAAGCAUAAAAUUAAACACAAGGAGAAAGAUAAACACAGGAGGGAGCACGAGGCCGAGCGGAGCCGCCACAGGCAGAAGGAGGCCAGGAAAGACGGCCACAGGAAUUUGGAAUUUGACAGGGAGUUCUGGAAAGAGAAUUUUUUCAAAAGCGACGAGGCAGAUGAACUUCUGGGAGUGAAAAAGGAAGGCGAAGACGUCAGCUCGCUUCAGAGGCCGUCCGAGACGUCUCCCGUCAAAGAUGAGAGGAACUCGAAGGAGAGGCACUCCGGCAGCAAGGAGAAGAAGCCGAGAGAGGAGCGAGAGAAAGAGAGGACUGUGAAAAAGGAGAAGGUGAAGGAUUUGAAACCGAGCGAGCGUGACGAGAAGGUGGACUGUCACGGGUCAGGGUGGGUUCUGGAGGAGCCGCCGCAGAACAACAGCCUGAAAGAGGAGAUGGAAGAAAAACCCAUAAGCGGGAUCUCAGCUGAUCAGGACCAGCUGGAGCCCUCUGAAAAAGGCUCACGUGAGAAAUCUGACAAGAGGCUUCUGGGAAAAGAAAAGGAUUCAGAUAAAAUGGAGAAAAAACACCUCGAGAAGGAAAAAAAGAUUAAACUGGAACACUCUGACAAAGCUGAGCCACAGAACUCGGUGGACCGUUGGAAGGAAAAAGAGAGAACCGUUUCUUCCCUCUCGCCUACAGAUAAAAGCUUCAGAGAGAACGAAAGGCUGAAAUCUUUAUCUGCCGUCAAGAAACACGAAGACGGCAGGAAAAAUAAAGAUAAGUUUGACAAACGGUCCGAUAGGGAGAGGCAGGACAGAGAAUACAUCGCAGGGGAUCACAAAGACCGGGAUCGUACGAACGCUGAUAGGAGAGGAAAACCUCUGGAGAAGUCCUCGGAUCACAGCAAGUCUGAUCGCUUUAAAGAAAAGGACUGUGACCGGAAGAAGAGAGAUAAGAUAAAAGAUGGAAGCCUUUCUUCAAGCUCCAAUCUGAAAUUACUUUUAGAAGAUAAGAAAAGUUAUCUGUCAGAAAGCACUAAGGUCUUAUCUCUGAAAUCAAAGGAGGAAGUUGCGAGAACUCCAGAGAAGGAUCGCGACCGGCGGGACCGGGACUCUGACAGACACAGGGACAAGGAUAAAGACCGGCACAAAGAUCGCUCCCAGCAGGCCAAGAUCAACAAACUGAGGCCUGCCGAGGCCGACGCAGAGAAGACCAAAUCCAAGUCCUCCGCAGCGUCACGAGACGGCAAGCCGAAGGAGAAACGGCUCGUAAACGACGACCUGAUGCAGACCAGCUUCGAGCGUAUGCUCAGCAUGAAGGACCAGGAGAUCGAGCUGUGGCACCGGAAACAUCUGGAAAAAAUCAAGCAGAAGGAGCGAGAGAGGCUGAAACAGCGGCCCCUGGCUGAUCUGGGGAAGUCCAAACCUAAAGACAGGACAAAAUCAGAACCAUAUUUGAGUAAGGAGCUGAUCCGCUCGAAAAGCUCCGAAGCACCUGAGGUCCACAGCAGAGACAGAUCUCUGAAGGACGGCAUGAGCCCCAGAACCGUGUCUCUGGACGGGAAGAGUCUGCCCACCAUCGGGGCAAAGGUCAUGUCGGCCGUAGAGAACUGCCUGAGCAGAUCGCCUCGGCCCGAGAGCGAGCGCGGCGGCCUCAUGUCCCGCUCCGUGUCCAUGCACUCCGUGGUGAGCUCGGAGGACUCCUGCCAGGCCUCCACGCUAACGCCCAGAAACGCCGAGUACGACUCGGACAUGAACCUGGAGGCCUCGGACUCCCAGCAAGCGUUUCUCCAGUCUUCCCUCAUCAUCCAAGCUGCCAGGUCUCCGUCUGUCCACGACAAGGACUGUAACAGUCUUCCAGAUGUCCUCCAGACCAACCGGACACCGCUGCCGGGCAAACACGAGUCCCCGUACCUCAGGGCCAUUCUGAACGAGGACGCUAACUCCUCCGCUGAGGGGAAAGCUGUGGAACAUCUGCCCAAGUCCAGCCCGACCGGCGCCACGGGAGAGGAACUGAGACCGAAGGAGACCUCAGAACCUGAAGAGAGCCCCAGCUGUCAACUGAACUCCAACUCCGUCCCCGAUCCAGGAGGUGAGGGGGACGGAGGCGCAGCUGGGUGUUCGGACUCGCAACCGUUAAUCAGAGAUCUUCCAGGUAAAAACCUGAAAAUCCCACAUUCCAGUGCCUCUGAGACCGGGUCAGCAGAGCAGAGAACUCCACUGGUCUCUGACCCGGUUGCAGAUAAAGACCCCCCGUGUCUGAUGGAGGUCUCACAGGGAGAAGAAUCUGAUCAGCCUUUAGUGUCUGCAGAGUCUCCAGAACCAUCCACUCCCACAAACACCAGAACCCUCCAGCAGAGAGACCCACUACCACCUGCUGGUACUGAGAACCAGCAGCAGUCCCAGUCAGGGAGCCCACAGGUUUCUGACCACAGUGACCAACCUGUGGAGACCCCCGACAGACCAGAGGAGGAGGACAUGGAUACCAGUUCAGAAAACCUACGAUCAGAAAGGCCGGGGAGUCCGGUGCCGCCCCCCAGUUUGCACAUUCCCACCUCUGCUGAAGGGGAACCCUCACCGGGUUCAAACAAAACCGAGUCCAAAGGUUCUGAAGAGGACGGGAUCCUAAAUAACCCGGACUGCAGGAAGUCCUGGCCUUCCAGUGACGAUGCAGACCCGUGUGUCGAGUCUCAGACGGAGGACGGGGCGACCUGUUUGAGUCCCGAACACAAAGCUGAGGACAUGACCGACGUCCCAACAGAGCCCAACAGAACCGAGAGCUCUUCACUCGAAGGCAGUCUGAGUUCAGAAGGAACCUCUGAGUCCAAACCAGAGGUCCACCCUGAGCCGAUGGAGGCCUCGCCACCUGACGAGAAACUGGAGUCGUCGUCGUCUGCAGAGGAGCCGAGUCCAGCCAGCGUCCAGCAGCUGGCUCAGGCCGACAGCAGCACCGCCUCAGGGAGCUCCUCGCCGCAGUCCGGAGACCAGGAGUCCGACUCCUCAGGAGCCAAGCUCAAGCUCCGCCCCGCUGACGAGGAACUGGACGUCCACGUUCCGCACCCACGCAAGAGGAAGAUGCCCAGGCUGUCGAGCUCCCAGCUGAGCUCUGCAGCUCAGCAGGAGAGGGAGAAGUGCCAGCAGUCCCUCGCCGCCAUCGUGGACUCGGUGAAGCUGGAGGAGAUCGAGCCCUAUCAGACGGAGCGAGCCAACCCGUACUACGAGUUCCUGCACAUCCGGAAGAAGAUCGAGGAGAAGCGCAAAGUGCUGUGCAACGUCACGCCCCAACCGCCGCAGUAUUAUGAUGAAUAUGUGACCUUUAAUGGAUCCUACCUCCUGGACGGGAACCCACUCAGCAAACUCUGCAUACCAACGAUAACUCCGCCCCCGUCGUUACCCGAGCCGCUGAAAGAAAUGUUCAAACAACAAGAAGUGGUCCGGAUGAAACUACGGCUGCAGCACAGCAUCGAGAGGGAGAAGUUGAUCGUUUCCAACGAGCAGGAGGUCCUACGAGUUCACUACCGGGCAGCGAGAACACUAGCCAAUCAGACUCUGCCUUUCAGCGCCUGCACCGUCUUACUGGACGCAGAGGUAUACAACAUGCCUCAGGACAUCCAGAACGAUGACGGCAAAACGUCAGUAAGAGAUCGGUUCAACGCCCGGCAGUUCAUGUCCUGGUUACAGGAUGUCGACGACAAGUUUGACAAACUGAAGACGUGUCUUCUGAUGCGGCAGCAGCACGAGGCGGCAGCUCUGAACGCCGUGCAGCGUCUGGAGUGGCAGCUCAAACUGCAGGAGCUGGACCCGGCCACCUACAAGUCCACCAGCAUCUURGAGAUCCCCGAGUUCUACAUCCCGCUGGUGGAGGUCAACGACGACUUCGACCUCACGCCGAUAUGACGGGAAACGAAAAAAAAACAAACAAACAGGAAAUGAAGCACUUAGAAAGUGGCGCCGGAACAACGGAGCACUUAUAAACGAGACAGUUUUACUCCAGAGCUUUUAAAGUCUGACGUAGGAGGACCAGGAUGGAGGACUGAGCAGGAAGAUGGCGUCAGGAACCAGAAGAAUCUGGGCGGGUCGGAGCCGCCGCCGCUCGUCACGCAGGGUCACGCAGCUGAAAGGUUUCAAAUGUUUUCAGUGUGUUCAUACAUUUUGUACAGGCCGUGCUCUUAAUUUUUUAACUUAUUUUAUACAUUAAAAAUGUGCAUUUGUACAUAAUUCUGUAAUUAUUUUAAACCUGUAAAAACAAAAAAAUAGAUAUUUUGAUUGUAAACUUGUCGUUUGUUUUAAUGGACCAAAGUUGUUUUUUAUAUUGAGUGUCCUCUGCGUUCGUGAUGUUCUUGUUGUUGUUGGCUUUUUGUUGUUGUUUACUUUCCUUUAAUCGUCUCCUCCUUCCUCACCUGGAGCUUCACGCCACAGCCGGUGUGUUUGACUUUUAAAGCUGUGCAUGCGUUCCCAUGUUCGUACUUCCCCCACUUUUUAAAAGCUGUCAUGUGCAACUUAAUUGUGAAGUUUACUGAUGUGUUUCAGCAUUUUAUUUUAUUUUUCUCCCCAACAUUGUGUCUCUUCCGCCUCCUCAUGUGUUGCUCAUUGUGUCUGGCGCACAUUAAAGUCUGUUGCUUCCAAGAAAAGAAAAAUGAAAAGGAAAAAAAAAACUUUUACAGUUUCAAUGUGAGAUCACAACAAAUCCUAUUUUUUCAACAUAAUGCCUUUUGAACGAUAGUUCUAAAAUAUGUCUAUUUUAAUAUUUACUUGUUACAUGACCUGUACAUAUUUGUAAUAUAUYAUUGAAUAAAUUUUAUUUGUUGUGAAACUA
Messenger RNA from Austrofundulus limnaeus, 6945 nucleotides. RefSeq names its product ankyrin repeat domain 12 (gene ankrd12). Gene Ontology annotation, cellular component: nucleoplasm. The coding region runs from base 282 to 6026 and encodes 1914 amino acids. Gene Ontology annotation, molecular function: protein binding. The transcript has 13 exons. NCBI's taxonomy places the organism in Eukaryota, Metazoa, Chordata, Actinopteri, Cyprinodontiformes, Rivulidae. The record is from RefSeq and is a predicted model, not a curated record.